AUGUUAUCCACGAAUGUGGACGUUCAGCACAAGACGACAGUAGAGGCGGGCAGUCUGAUUCUGUCGAUCCUGGCCGCCGCUGCGACCGUGUCAACGACGGACUUCGCCAGCUUCGUCGUCGCGCGCAUGCUGCUCACGGGCUCGUUGGGCGCCGUGGCUCUGGCCAUGGGCGUGGCGAUGUUCGAGGCCAGCUACAGCCAGCGGCAGAGGCAGCUGAGCGUCUGCUUCGGGCACCUGGUCGUGUCCCUGGUGGCGCUGCUGCCACGGCUGCUGAGCUCGUUGAUGGUGCUCGACCGACGCGCCGUGUGCCUGGCCAUACUGCUGUGCGCCUUCGCCAUGUUCGUCAUGGUGCUCGGCGGCAUCGAGGAGUCUCCGCGUUGGCUGAGAGCGCUCUUCGAAGCCGCCACGUCGGGCGACAGCAAAGCGCAGACGUCCAGGACGGCCAUGAACCGCUUCUCGAGAGGGGUGAGCAGCAUACUUGUGCGCAAGUACUCCAAGGUGAUGGGGAAGGUGCGCGGCCGCAAGCAGCCCACCGUGAGCAGCGUGGGCCUGCUUUUCGACCAGGCGCUUCGGACCCGCACGUUGGUGCUGGCAUUCACGCUGUUCGCGUUGCUCAACAGCCUCCCGGCGCUCGCCGACGAAGACGUGCUCAGCAUGGAACGUCUGAACGACGUCACGAGGCCCAUGCUGCGCGUCUGCAGCAUCGUGGCAGCCGACCAGUUGCUGCGCGAGUGCACGCGACGCGAGGCCCUGCUCCUGGCGCUGCCCUGCGUCUGCGUGCUCGUCUGCGCCGAGGCAGUAGCCGAGGCCACGGCCGCGCAGUCCACACUGCCGCUGAUCCGGGAGCUGCUCGUCAACUCCAUACUAGCCAACCUAACGAUGGUGUGCGUGUACUGCCUCGAGUUGUACCCGACCUCGGCCAGGGCCACGGGUCUGGGAAGCGUCUACUUCGCCGGCGGCGUCUGCGCCACGGCGUCGCCGCUAUUGCUCACGCUGCGGCUGGAGCGACGGCUUCUGCAGAUAAGCACCGUGCCGCUCACGGUGGCCGCCAUGUUCGUGGUGACGCUGCUGCCGGAGACCAAGGACACGCCGCUACCCGAGACGCUGUGCGACCUCGAAGGGACCUCCAGGCGACUCGGCUCCGCAGAGGCCGACGAUCUGUUGCCCGAAGCUGACACCACGACCGAGUUGCCGUGCCGCAAUCGCCAGCCGCAGCCCGGCCAAGCACCCAACGUACCACAUUACAGCUCCAUCUCCGGCGCACGCGCGUUCUUCGAUUAA
This is a messenger RNA of Rhipicephalus sanguineus (brown dog tick), 1281 nucleotides long. Its product is annotated as solute carrier family 22 member 15-like. Lineage: Eukaryota; Metazoa; Arthropoda; Arachnida; Ixodida; Ixodidae. The record is from RefSeq and is a predicted model, not a curated record. The coding region runs from base 1 to 1281 and encodes 426 amino acids. The transcript has 5 exons.